Messenger RNA from Asparagus officinalis (garden asparagus), 1554 nucleotides. Its product is annotated as probable indole-3-pyruvate monooxygenase YUCCA9. Gene Ontology annotation, molecular function: flavin adenine dinucleotide binding; NADP binding; N,N-dimethylaniline monooxygenase activity. The transcript has a single exon. Lineage: Eukaryota; Viridiplantae; Streptophyta; Magnoliopsida; Asparagales; Asparagaceae. Bases 142 to 1398 code for a protein of 418 amino acids. The record is from RefSeq and is a predicted model, not a curated record.
CUCCAUCACGUACAACAGCUUAAAAUUUCUCCCAGUUUAAACUUCUUUCUACCCAUCUCCAUUAGAAAAGAGCUAAGAAGCUCUCAACCUCCAACUUUAAACCUAUCCAUUCCAAUCUAGAAAUUAACUGUUCAAUCUAUCAUGGGUCCUCAAUUGCCCGAUAGCGUUGACUUCCUAUCUAGAAAAUGUAUGUGGGUAAAUGGGCCCAUCAUCGUCGGUGCAGGCCCCUCAGGCCUCGCGGUAGCUGCCUCUCUAAAAGAGCGUGGCGUCCCAUAUGUUAUCCUUGAGCGUUCUGAUUGCAUUGCAUCCCUCUGGCAGAAGAGAACCUACGACCGCCUCAAGCUUCACCUCCCCAAACAAUUCUGUCAACUCCCAGGGCUCCUUUUCCCUGAUUCCUACCCAGAGUACCCUUGCAAGAAACAAUUCGUAGAUUAUUUGGAGUCCUAUGCCAAACAUUUCGAUAUCAGCCCAAAAUUCAAUCAAUCAGUUCAGUCAGCAAAAUAUAACGAAACAAGUGGUCUAUGGCAUGUCAGGGCCAUAGAAACGCAACACGAAGAAGUAGAGUACAUCGGUAAAUGGCUAGUUGUGGCUACAGGUGAGAACACCGAGAGAGUGGUCCCCGAUAUGGACGGAUUGGUGUCAUUUGGAAGCGAAGUUACCCAUGCUUCCGACUACAAAUCUGGUGAAGCUUACCGAGGAAAAAAGGUCUUGGUGGUCGGAUGUGGCAAUUCCGGCAUGGAGGUCUGUCUCGACCUCUGUGAUCAUGAUGCAUUCCCUUCCAUGGUGGUUCGUGACUCUGUUCAUGUGUUGCCAAGAGAAGUCUACGGGAAAUCGACAUUUGAGUUGUCCGUUUUCCUAAUGAAAUGGCUGCCAUUGUGGUUGGUUGACAAGAUAAUGCUUGUUGUCGCUUGGUUUGUGCUCGGAAGCUUAGAGAGGUAUGGGCUGAAGAGACCAUCAGUCGGCCCUUUGGAGCUUAAGACCACACAUGGCAGGACCCCUGUUUUGGAUUAUGGAGCUCUGAGCAAGAUAAAGUCUGGUGAAAUUGAGGUGGUACCUGGCGUCAAGAGAUUUAUGCUUGGAAGAGUUGAGUUUGUCGAUGGCCGAGUUCUUGAAUUUGAUGCUGUUGUCAUGGCCACAGGGUACCGCAGCAAUGUUCCAUAUUGGCUGCAGGGAACCGAUUUCUUCUCCAAAGACGGGAUGCCGAAGGCACAGUUCCCAAACGCAUGGAAAGGGAAGUCUGGGCUUUAUACUGCUGGCUUCACAAGAAGAGGUUUGGCUGGUGCUUCCUCUGAUGCAGUGAAGGUGGCAAAGGAUCUGAGCAAAGCAUGGAAAGAGGAAACGCAGCAGGCCAAGAAGCUAGUCUCCUGUCACAGGAGAUGCAUCUCGCAAAUCUACUAAUCAACUCUGAAGUUGAUUUUCUUUUUUAUGUGUCAUAGUACGAGUAUUUGGUUUAAGUGAGACUAGUGUAGCUAGAGUCAGAAAAGGAUGAGAACAGAGCCCUCUCUCAGGAGCCCAGAAUUUUUGGAAAAUGGGCGUUAUGUACCUACAGUUGAG